Coffea eugenioides is the source of this 3220-nucleotide messenger RNA. Its product is annotated as DNA mismatch repair protein MSH2. The transcript has 13 exons. Lineage: Eukaryota; Viridiplantae; Streptophyta; Magnoliopsida; Gentianales; Rubiaceae. Gene Ontology annotation, cellular component: MutSalpha complex; nucleus. Gene Ontology annotation, biological process: mismatch repair; mitotic recombination. The record is from RefSeq and is a predicted model, not a curated record. Gene Ontology annotation, molecular function: mismatched DNA binding; ATP binding; ATP-dependent DNA damage sensor activity. The coding region runs from base 185 to 3004 and encodes 939 amino acids.
AAGUAGAAACCCCGCGCGUUUCCUUCCCGCCAAAUAUUCUUCACUUAACCCAACACUAAAAAGCACACACUCCACACUCUCAAGAACACGCACAGAAAGUAGAAGAAGGCGCAGCCGAACCCUGUCCGUUUAAAGUAUUUCAAAACGACAGCAUUUCGGAAAUCGCCGUUUUGUAUCGGCAAUAAUGGAUGAAGAAGAACAAAGCAAGCUUCCUGAGUUCAAACUCGAUGCUAAACAGGCUCAAGGGUUUCUCUCAUUUUUCAAAACAUUACCCAGUGAUGCUAGAGCUGUUCGAUUUUUUGAUCGUCGGGACUAUUAUACAGCUCAUGGAGAAAAUGCGACUUUUAUUGCAAAGACAUAUUACCACACAACCACCGCUUUGCGACAAUUGGGUAGUGGUUCUGGUGCUAUUUCUAGUGUCAGUGUGAGUAAAAAUAUGUUCGAGACGAUUGCUCGUGACCUACUUUUGGAGAGAACCGAUCACACUAUUGAAUUGUACGAGGGCAGUGGCUCAAAUUGGAGAUUGGUGAAAAGUGGAACCCCUGGAAAUAUUGGCAGUUUCGAAGAUAUUCUAUUUGCCAACAAUGAAAUGCAGAAUUCUCCGGUCAUUGCUGCUCUUGUUCCAAAUUUCCGCGAAAAUGUAUGCACUAUUGGCCUAGCCUAUCUUGAUCUUACUAAGAGAAUGCUUGGACUGGCUGAAUUUCUAGAUGAUAGCCAUUUUACGAAUGUGGAGUCAGUUUUAGUAGCUCUUGGUUGCAAGGAAUGUAUUUUGCCUAUAGAGAGUGCCAGGUCCAGUGAGUGUAAAUCUUUGCUAGAUGCAUUAUCAAGAUGUGGCGUAAUGAUAACUGAAAGAAAGAAAACCGAGUUUAAAGGAAGGGAUUUAGUUGAGGAUCUCAGUAGGCUUGUCAAAGGAUCUUUGGAACCAAUUCGGGAUUUGGUGUCUGGAUUUGAAGUUGCACCUGGUGCUUUGGCAUCUAUAUUAUCUUAUGCAGAAUUACUCGCAGAUGAGAGCAAUUAUGGAAAUUAUUCAAUCCGGCAAUACAACCUUGACAAUUACAUGAGAUUAGAUUCUGCUGCUAUGAGGGCUCUAAAUGUCAUGGAGAGCAAGUCUGAUGCAAACAAAAAUUUUAGCUUGUUUGGUCUCUUGAAUAGAACCUGCACUGCUGGAAUGGGAAAGCGAUUGUUGCACAUGUGGCUUAAACAGCCUUUAUUAGAUGUAAAUGAGAUAAACUCGAGACUGGAUCUGGUGCAAGCUUUUGUAGAGGAUACUGGACUUCGACAAGACCUGAGGCAGCAUUUGAAGAGGAUCUCAGAUAUUGAGCGAUUAGUACGCAAUCUCGAAAAGAAGAGAGCUGGUUUGCUGCAUGUUGUAAAACUUUAUCAGUCAAGCAUCAGGCUACCAUAUAUUAAGAGUGCUUUGGAGCGUUAUGACGGACAAUUUGCUUCAUUCAUAAAAGAAAGGUUUCUGGAUAAACUAGAGGACUGGACUGAUGACCGUCACUUGAAUAAGUUCAUUGGUCUUGUGGAAACAUCUGUUGACCUGGAUCAACUUGAGAAUGGAGAAUACAUGAUUUCCCCUGAUUAUGAUUCAACUUUGUCUGCCAUGAAGCAUGAGCAAGAGUCACUAGAAAAGCAGAUUGAUAAUUUGCAUAGGCAGAUCGCUAAUGAUCUUGAUCUAGCUGUAAAUAAAACUCUUAAACUAGACAAGGGCACGCAAUUUGGACAUGUCUUUAGGAUUACAAAGAAGGAAGAGCCUAAAGUAAGGAAGAAGCUCAAUACCCAUUUUGUUGUUCUUGAAACUCGGAAGGACGGGAUAAAAUUUACAAAUUCAGAGCUCAGGAAAUUAGGGGACCGGUACCAAAAGAUAGUGGAUGAGUAUAAGAACUAUCAGAAGGAACUCGUCGCAAGAGUUGUUCAAACUGCAGCAACUUUCUCAGAGGUAUUUGAGGGUGUGGCUGGCUUGCUUUCCGAGUUAGAUGUGUUACUUAGUUUUGCAGAUUUGGCAGCAAGUUGCCCCACUCCCUACACAAGACCAGAGAUCACACCACCGGAUGUUGGAGAUGUUAUAUUGCAAGGGAGUAGACAUCCUUGUGUAGAGGCUCAAGACUGGGUGAAUUUUAUUCCCAAUGACUGUGAACUAGUUAGGGGGAAAAGCUGGUUCCAAAUUAUUACAGGACCUAAUAUGGGUGGAAAAUCCACAUUCAUAAGACAGGUUGGGGUGAAUAUCCUCAUGGCACAAAUCGGUUCUUUUGUUCCUUGUGACAAAGCUAACAUUUCUGUGCGUGAUUGUAUAUUUGCUCGUGUAGGUGCCGGUGACUGCCAGCUACGUGGAGUUUCCACUUUUAUGCAAGAAAUGCUCGAGACUGCAUCAAUUUUGAAAGGAGCUACCAAUAAGUCUCUAAUAAUUAUUGACGAAUUGGGCCGUGGAACGUCAACUUAUGAUGGAUUUGGCUUAGCUUGGGCCAUCUGUGAGCACAUAUUCGAAGUGAUCAAAGCACCUACGUUAUUUGCUACUCAUUUUCAUGAGCUGACUGCCUUAGCAAAUGAAACUUCUGAUGAUGAGCGUUCUUCAGACAACAUUGCUGGUGUAGCAAAUUAUCAUGUCAGUGCACACAUUGAUUCAGCAAGUCACAAGUUAACCAUGCUUUACAAGGUUGAACCUGGGCCCUGUGAUCAGAGUUUCGGUAUUCAUGUGGCAGAAUUCGCAAACUUCCCAGAAAGUGUUGUUGCAGUUGCCAGGGAAAAGGCUGCUGAGUUGGAGGACUUCUCCCCAAUGGCAUUUAUGCCAAAAGAUGCCAAAGAGGGAGCCACUAAACGAAAGAGGGAGUUGGAUCUUGAUGACAUGUCCAGAGGUGCUGCUCAAGCUCGCCAGUUCUUACAAAAUUUCUCUGAGUUGCCACUGGAGACGAUGGACUUCGAACAGGCUCUACAACAUGUGAGCCAAUUAAGAAAUGACUUGGAGAAGGAUGCUGUAAACAGUCGCUGGCUCCAGCAAUUCUUUUAGUUCUCAAAUCAAAGCACUUCUUGUGCAGUUAUGGCGAGACUUGGUAAAUGUACUGAUUUUCAGCUUCCCUCUACGUCAGCUGUACAGAGUAAUUGCAAGAAGGUCUAAUUUUGUGAAUGCUGCUGGUUAAUUUAUGUGAAUUUUGCUGAGCUUUCAUUGGUAUGAAUGCAUGAUGGUGCUCUUGGAGGCUGGUGUCGGAUAAGCUCAAAAUUUCUU